ACAUCCCUGCCAGGCAUGAAGUUUGGGAAGGAUUUUGUUAGAGGUAUAGAUAAGUAUUUAACUUCAUGGAAGAGUGUUGAUGAUCCAUCUAUAGGCGAGUAUACAAAUCGAUUCGAUUAUAAUGGUUACCCUCAAGUUUUUUUGAGAAAAGGUUCUGAAGUGAAGCAUAGGUCCGGGCCUUGGAAUGGGUUGAGGUUUAGUGGAAUGCCAAAUUUGAAACCGAAUGAUAUUUAUACAUUCGGGUUUGAGUUUAAUGAAAAGGAAAUUUAUUAUAAAUAUGAGCUUUUUAAUAAAUCUGUUGUGUCUAGGAUGAUUUUAACUCCAGCUGGCUUGAUACAACGGCUUAUAUGGGUUGAGCGGACUAAAGAAUGGGUGGUUUAUGUGACUGGGCAGAUGGAUGAUUGUGACCGUUAUGGAUUAUGUGGUCCGAAUGGCAUUUGUAACAUUAAUAAUUCCCCUGCUUGUGGGUGUUGGAAUGGGUUUGAGCCAAAGUUUUCAGAAGAGUGGGGAAGGGCAGAUUGGUCAAACGGGUGCACGAGGAGAGUUGAGCUGAACUGUUCGCGCGGAGAUGGAUUUGUGAAGCAUUCUAAUGUGAAGUUGCCAGAUACGCGAAAGACUUGGUUUAACGUGAGCAUGAAUCUUGAAGAAUGCGAGAAAGAAUGUCGGAAGAGCUGUAAUUGUACAGCUUAUGCAAAUUUAGAUGUUAUGACUGGAACUGGAUGCUUGAUUUGGUCAGAGGAUCUGGUUGAUAUCAGAACUUAUGCUGAAAACGGGCAAGAUAUUUAUGUACGAAUGGCUGCUGCAGAGUUAUGUAAGUCACAAUUUCAUCCUAUCUCGUCAACAUGGCAAAAUGGGUGGGAGGCAGACUGGGAGCUGCCAUUGUUUGACUUCAACACAUUAGCCAAUGCAACAAACAACUUUUCACAUAGCUGUAAGCUUGGAGAAGGUGGUUAUGGGGCUGUCUACAAGGGAAUGUUGGAGGACGGGAAAGAAAUAGCCGUGAAGAGACACUCAAGAGAAUCAAAUCAAGGACUAGAUGAGUUCAUGAAUGAAGUUCAAUGUAUCGCUAAACUUCAGCACCGAAAUCUUGUGAAGCUUUUAGGAUGCUGCAUUGAGGAAGGAGAAAGAAUGUUAAUCUACGAAUACAUGCCCAAUCUAAGCUUGAAUUAUUUUAUUUUUGAUGAAGGAAAAAGAAAGUCACUAGACUGGUCAAACCGUUACAGCAUUAUCAUUGGAAUUGCAAGGGGGCUUCUCUAUCUCCAUCAGGACUCCAGACUAAGAAUCAUUCAUAGAGAUCUAAAAGCUAGCAACAUAUUACUAGAUAAAGAUAUGAAUCCGAGAAUAUCAGAUUUCGGUUUGGCAAGAAGCAUGGAAGGAAGUAUCACUAAGGGAAAUACAAGAAGAGUAAUGGGAACCUACGGCUACAUGGCACCCGAGUAUACAAUUGAUGGAAUAUACUCCAUCAAAUCUGAUGUAUUCAGCUUUGGAGUAUUGGUGCUAGAGAUAGUAAGUGGAAAGAAAAAUCGAGGCUUCCAUCAUACUGAUCACGAUCUCAAUCUUCUUGGACAUGCCUGGAGGUUGUAUCAGGAAGGGAAGCAAUUGGAACUUAUAGAUGGCACUAUCAAGGACUCCUAUGUACAGUCGCAAGUGAAUCGAGCAAUUCAUAUUGGUUUACUAUGUGUGCAAAAGUAUCCUGAAGUCAGGCCAGACAUGCCGAUGGUGGUUCUUAUGCUAGCUAGUGAAAUUCCAUUGCCGGAACCUGUAGAACCCGGUUUUUUCACAGAAAGGAAACCACAUGAAGGAAAAUCUCCAUCCACUAAUCAGAGCUCAUACAACCACAUAAGUAUCACAUAUGUUCAACCUAGAUAGUAUUUGCCCUUUGUUUAUAUCUAAGUAUUUGUAUAUAAUGUUUAUACAAACCAUUUACAUAAUGCAAAUGUUAGAAAUUGCUGCCUACUUUAUGUUGCAUUUCUAGUACCAUACAUAUCUUUGCAUACGAAUACUAACUAAUAGU
Molecule: messenger RNA, 2014 nt
Organism: Erigeron canadensis
Lineage: Eukaryota; Viridiplantae; Streptophyta; Magnoliopsida; Asterales; Asteraceae
Product: G-type lectin S-receptor-like serine/threonine-protein kinase At4g27290
Exons: 6
Coding region: 16-1869 (617 amino acids)
Biological process (GO): protein phosphorylation; recognition of pollen
Molecular function (GO): ATP binding; protein kinase activity
Source: RefSeq, a predicted model, not a curated record